UGAAUUUUCCUCCUGCUGGAGAAAGGAGAAAAAAAAAACACUGGUGAACACUGCGAGAAGGAAGGCACAGCGGAAAAAUAAAGGAGGUGGGGGGAAAGUGAAGUAACAGGAGAUUAGCGGGAAGAUUGGAGGGACAGGUUGGGAAGAGAGCAAGAAGAAAUUACGCGAGCGGAGAGCGAGACUUGCCACAUACACAUAUAUAUAUUUUUACAAGUCCCACAUUUUGCGCGAAGAUUUUUUUUUUUUUUUUUGUAUUUCCCAUCUGCUGAAUAGACGGAAGGGGCAGCAUGACAACAGAAAUGCAAGAGAUCGCCAUCACGGAGGAUAAGCCUUUACUCACAGGCCAGGCUGACACUGCCAAGGAUGCAGAACUGGCUGCUAGGAUACUCCUGGAUCAAGGACAGGAGCACAGUGUUGAGACCCCACAUGGCGUCCUGCACGUGACCCUCCAUGGCACGCGAACCACCCGUAGGCCCGCUAUCCUCACUUUCCAUGAUGUGGGUCUGGACAGUAAGAGCUGCUUCUCUCCUCUGUUUAAGUUCGAUGAGAUGCAGGAGAUUGUGAAGAAUUUCACCCUGAUUCAUAUUGACGCCCCGGGACAGGAGGAAGGGGCUGCCGCCUACCCAGCAGGUUACCAGUAUCCCUCCAUGGAGACCAUAUCAGAGAUGAUCCCAGCUGUCCUGCAGUUUUUCAACUUCCGUACCGUGAUCGGAGUGGGCGUGGGAGCAGGAGCAUACAUCCUCGCCAGGUUCGCGCUUGCAAACCCAGAUGCAGUGGAAGGUCUGGUUCUGAUCAACAUUGACACUAACGCUCGAGGAUGGAUAGACUGGGCUGCUCAAAAGCUCAUCUCGGUGACAUCCUCCCUCACAGAGCAGAUUCUGUGCCACCUUUUUAGUCAGGAGGAGCUGUCGUCAAGCACAGAGCUAGUGCAGUCUCACAGAGAGCGCAUCUCUAAAGCUCCUAACCUCUUCAACAUAGAGCUCCUCUGGAAGACUUACAAUAGCCGUAGAGACUUGAGCAUUGACCGCAACAGCUCUUUCAAAUGUCCAGUGAUGCUGGUGGUGGGCGAUCACGCUCCGUAUGAGGAUGCUGCUGUGGAGUGCAACAGCAAACUGGACCCAACAACAACCUCAUUCUUAAAGAUGGCUGAUGCUGGUGGUCUCCCUCAGCUGACUCAGCCUGCUAAACUCACAGAGGCUUUCAAGUAUUUCAUCCAGGGAAUGGGCUACAUGGCUUCAUCUUGCAUGACCCGCCUUUCCCGCUCUCGCACCACCUCCCUCUCCUCCUCCUACUCCAUGGAUGGCUCCCGCUCUCGCUCCCGCACCCUGUCCCAAGGCUCGCAGGGCGGCCAGAUGCCGCCCAGCCCCUCCCAAACAAUGGAGGUGUCUUGCUGAAGAAAAACAAAACAAUAAAAUGAGAGAGUGAGAGUGGGAAGAGAGGAAGGUGGAAGCAAAAGGAAGGGAAAGUGGAAGUAUGACAAUAAUGCAGGGACAAGAUGAAUGGGUUACUUAUUUGUCACUUAACAACUCCCUUCAUUCCCCACAAGAGCAGAAUAGGAAUAGAGAUGGAGAGAAGGCUCGGGAGGAAGAGGAGUAGAGUCAUUAGAGUGGAAAAUAAAAAAAAAAGCUGAUCUCCACAUUUUACAAGUCCAGCCCCUCUCUUUACAACCUCAGCUGAAAAACAAAGUAAAACAGGCUAUACUGCCGUAACAAUAAGAGUCUUUAAAAGGCACAAAGAGAUUAUUGAAACAAAGGGAGGAGCUGAAGAACGGCAACUAUCCUCUCUCCCCCUCUAUUGUCAGCCAAUAGAGCCCUUUAAUUUAGAUACAGUGCAGCCUUCAAAACCAAUAGUAAUAAUCCUGAAAACUGUAUCGUUGAUGUUGAUGCUGAUGAUUAUAAUGUUGUUGAUGAUGAUAGAAAAAAAACAGUAACUUUUCUCUUUAUUACACAAUGACUUUAAAAUGACAUAGACAAAAAAAAAACAAACAAACAAACAAACAAUACUAUAGCAGAGAUACUUAUAACAAUGUGUGUCUACUACUAUUAAAGCUAGUUUUUAUUGUGUUCUGUUUUUCAUUAUUUCUUUAAUUUUAUUUUCUUAUUUGUAACCUGUCUCAGCAAGGGGUUGAAGCUGCUGAUUGGCUGACCCCGUCAUGUGGAGACAGCCAAUGAGAGCCAUUGUAGUGACUACUUCUUCCUUGAUGUUACCAGAUUGUUUAUGUCUUCCAUUUGGCCCUCGUCUAUAAGUGACCGUAAUCUUUACCCCCCCGAUUGGAUUUUGAAGCGAUGAACAGGAAGCUUUUUUUUUUUUUUUUUUUUUUUUUUUUGUUAGUUUUUCUUUUUCUUCUGGACUGUUUGGAAGUUGCAUGCCUACUAUCAGCUCACGUGAUUAUUGAGUGGAUAAUGUUUUUUUUUUGUUUGUUGGUUUUUUUUAUAUUCUGCUAAUGAGUUGCGUGAAUCUGUGUGCGUGUGUAUGUGCAGUUUCGAGUGAUGGCCUGAAGGUAAACAUGGAUGGGACUGAGGGUGUUCUGCACCUUCAACUAUCACGCUAUUAACAGUCAUUGCACAUUCAGAAGUGCUUCCAAUACUGCUGGCAGUCUUGCACUGCGUGUCUUAAUGUCCACUACUACUCACCAGGGAGUUUACAUCAUGGGUAGCAUGCUCGUAUGGAUAUUGCAUUUCAGUGCUCGGUGUGGCCAGAAGGGAUCACUGUGUUCAUCGUCUGGGUUGUAAUCUCUUAGCCUUGCCCAUGCACCGAUACCUCCAAACAAACCCAGCUAGCAUACUUGACUUGAUGUGCGCUGCGGGGGGGGUAAAAACGAACGCGUACUCCUCUCCACCAACUUUAUUCACCAAGGGGUCAAGAAAAUUGUGUUUGCAUAUGUUUAUUCUGAUAUGUGUGAGUGUGUAUGUGUGUGGGGAGGGAAGCAAAUGUCAGUGCUUGUAUCUUGUAAGCACAGUUAACGCAGCGCAUUGUGAGUAAAAAGCCCGAAUCAUUCGGAAAAGUUUUGAGACCAACAAAAGCCCCUGUGACUUAUCAGUGACAAUGAACCAGCCCCUUCACUGCCACUCUGCUCAGAUAAAGUAUAAGUAUGGGGGAAAAAAAGAAGAGUUUCCUAAACCACUAUCCAAACCUUGAGCCAACCAGUUAGAGCUAAUAAGCUUAAGCAUACCGCCAAAACUAAGAGCCCCUGAAGAAUCUGGGGUAGUCACUGACCAAAUUUUGCCAUCAGAAAUGCUGUGAGCUAAAUGUGCACCUUUAAACAUCAGUUAUAGCAAAUAAAUCCAUCAGGAAUCCCACUGAAUUGCCAAAAUGUAAUCAUAAAUAAACUCAAAGCUUACCACUGCCCUGUGACGAGUAGCCAUUACACUGACUGUGCUUUUAAAGGACCAUGUUUGAGCUCAGUCCAUUGCAUGCAUUUAUAUUCUGAUGCAUGAAAGCAUGACCAUUGAGCUGGAAGAUGCCCGUUUCUUUUGAAUGCUGUCUAAUGCUCCUUUUCCAAACCUGUCUGAUAAAAUGGAUGUGAUUUUGACGAGACGGAAGGCCUUAUUUGAGCUUGGAAUCAAAACUGAUGGUAGGAACGAUGAUGAUGUUUUGAGUCACUCCACUCACUGACCCAUAAUAGGCGGUUCAUGCAGUGCAUAAACAGCCUUUUGUGCCACCGCCACCAUCCGUUGCAGUUGAUGUGGAAAACAGAUCCUGAUGAUAUUGUGCAGCGUGCUUUUGGGAUGUGAAUUUAAGUUGUGGCAUUAAGGUAAAGUCCAUUUUGUGUGAGUGUAGAAUGUAAUCGCUGGGCUCAUUUCAGCAUGACCGCUCAAAGAAUCAGUUACGGGAGUUUCUACUAAAUAAUCUGCACCAGGUGAAGGCUAGAAAUUUUUUAAAAAGGCCAAAUAAGGAAGCCACAGUGGUGUUUCUUUGUGGAGAGUUGAGCAGGGUUGUGUGAUUGUAAAUGCUUGUCCAUUUUGUUUUUCUGUUUGUCUCUUAGAUUUUACAAUUCAAUCACAUUUUUUUUCCCCCUUCAUUUUUUUUUUAAAUUUGAAUUUAUUUUUUGUUUGUUUUUAUCUAUGUGAUGUGUUAGUUUACUGUCCCGAUGUGCUCACAAGUUAGUUAACCGUGUGAUAGUUCUGGUGUAACUUUUUUAGCAUUAGCGCUUACAAGGGAGAAUAAUAUAAUUAACAAUAAAAAGAUUAAAAGUAAAGGGAAUCAAACUUAUUUGUGUGGCUAAUUGCUCUGUGUAACACAAUGAAAAUCCUUAAAAAAUGUAUAGAAAAUAAAGUUAAUAAAAGCUUAAGAGUA
Archocentrus centrarchus (flier cichlid) is the source of this 4296-nucleotide messenger RNA. It is a transcript of the gene ndrg2, whose product is annotated as NDRG family member 2. The transcript is spliced from 16 exons. The coding region runs from base 288 to 1394 and encodes 368 amino acids. The record is from RefSeq and is a predicted model, not a curated record. NCBI's taxonomy places the organism in Eukaryota, Metazoa, Chordata, Actinopteri, Cichliformes, Cichlidae.